This is a messenger RNA of Achroia grisella, 1977 nucleotides long. RefSeq names its product lysosomal-associated transmembrane protein 4A. Gene Ontology annotation, cellular component: lysosomal membrane. The record is from RefSeq and is a predicted model, not a curated record. Bases 162 to 1130 code for a protein of 322 amino acids. The transcript has 7 exons. Lineage: Eukaryota; Metazoa; Arthropoda; Insecta; Lepidoptera; Pyralidae.
UAUAUGACAAUAUAUGUACAUCCAUUGCAUUUGCAUUUUUUGCGUUCAUUCGUUUAUUUGUACUGUGAUCGUACAAUGGAAUAAAAUCUUAAAUAGGACUUGAUUCCUUGUAUUUAGUUACGUCAACAAGACCUUAAAUUAUUACAACUAAAGCAUUUACAAUGUUGAGGUUUCCUAAACUGGGAGCUGACCGCAAUAGCGAAUGGCGAUGCUGCUUCUGUCUCCAUGUUCGCACUGGCACCAUCCUACUGGGCUCAUGGCAUUUGAUGUUGCAUUUGGUGGCAUUGGGAUUCCUGGCAGCGAUAGUACGGGAUCCAAGACUAUUGGAUGAACUGGAACGUGAUGCGUCCCCUGUUGCCGAUUGGAGUGAUGUUGGUAAACCAAACAAUGCCCUGCCCACCCCAUUAUCUAAUGUGGAACCACCACCGAGUUCAUUCCCUCAACAUACCUACCAACCACGAGACCAUAGCUUAAUAUAUCACGAUGUGGAUGUGGGUGCACUGGUUACAGUGUGCACCCUGACCAUCACUCUUAUGCUGAUAUAUGGGGCUGCGCGCGGGAAGCCCGCGCACCUUCUGCCGUUCUUCUGUUUACAAAUUUUCGACUUCGCUAUAACAGUUUUAACGGCAACUGGCUACCUAUGCUACCUGCGCUCCAUCCACCGGCUGGUCGCGGAGACGAGGCGUGUUCCGUGGCGCGACCAACUGCUGCGGCUGCCCGCGCCUGCUCUCGCGCUCGUUGUACUCUCCGCCUUCCUCUUUGCCGUUCUGCUAAAGGGCUACUGCAUCAACGUGGUGUGGCGGUGCUACAAGUACCUGACGAUGCGCGCGCAUGCACUGCAGAGCCUGACGCCGUUCGUGAUCUCGGGCGAGGGAGCGCUGUCUGCGGCGCCGUACUGCGCGGCUCCGCCCGCGCCCGCGCCCUACUCCAGCCUGCUGCCCGACUACGAGGAGGCCGUCAAGCAGACCCCGCCGCCCUCCUACCGCGCCGCCACACUCAUGGCCUCCGCAGACCCCGCUCUCACCGCUCCAGAGACCCCACCAGCAGAUCAACAAUCAUCACAGCCUGCACUGACAACCAGCAACACAGUGGUGAUGCUACCCCAACAAGGGACCCAAGCUCGCGUCUGAAUUACAGCUGGAUCAGGGAUACUUUUAGUAGCAAUGUUAGACCACAGUUAUUAUAUUCAUUUAAGUUAUCUUUUUUAUGCCAAAUUAUUGUGUUAUAAUAUGAAAUGAUGUAUCAACUUGCUUUCGAACAUAAAUUCAUUCAAGGCAAGUAUUAUUCUGCAACUGUGUCUAAUAAUAUAAUUAUUGAAUAUUAUUGAUAUUAUUAAAAAUGAUCGAUAUUUCCAGUAAAACCAUAUGAAUUAUUUUAUCUGUUUAAUUACAUUGUAAUAUUAUCGCCGAUAAAUAUAUAACAAUCCAGACAAUCAAUAUUUUAAAACUUACACAAAAUAUCUUAAAUGCAUUUUUGUCAUCAGUGUCCUGUCACCAAAUUGUAAAAUUGGUGGCAUAGCUAUAUACAAUAGUAUAUUCACAAGACGCUGUAAAUCUUGCUUCUGCGUUGCCUGAGUGAGUUCAAUAUUAGAAAAGAACAUGUUAGUAAUAUCUCUCUCUCUCUCUCUUUUACAGCAGUGCAGUUAGUGAAUAAGAACAGUAACAUUAUAGUCAGAAUACGGUGAUUAUAGUCAAGCGUUUACGGAAGCACUAACUUUACAAAAAAAUAACAAAAACACAAACACCAAAUUUUUCGUGUUUAUAUUUUAGUUUGUCUAAUACCACAUUCCAGACACUAUAGUACCACAUAGUUUCAUAAUGUUUAAUAUGUGUAACAAUUUCUAUCUGAUUCGUGUUAUAUUUUUAUCGGCGGCUGAUUGGUUUUAUAGGCAUAAUAAUUUUUAUAAGUAAUUUUCAGUUAUUAAUAGUUACUUUGAAAUUAACUGAAUAAAUAAAGUCUUGUAACUUCGUCAUAAUA